This is a messenger RNA of Aspergillus luchuensis, 888 nucleotides long. RefSeq lists its product as uncharacterized. The record is from RefSeq and is a predicted model, not a curated record. The transcript has 2 exons. The coding region runs from base 1 to 888 and encodes 295 amino acids. Lineage: Eukaryota; Fungi; Ascomycota; Eurotiomycetes; Eurotiales; Aspergillaceae.
AUGAUCGCCAACAUGGACUCUGCUCAGCAAGCCUCAAAUUUUUUAAAGAAACUUGGACAACUUCUUCUCAUUUUCGGUUCUGAUGACCCUGAACCUCUGAAUUGCCUUCAAUCUCGACGACUUACAAAAUGGAAAGCGUUGUUGAAUGGCUCGACUCUUGCGAGGUCAAGGACCCAGAAGCAUGUACAGGGACAUGCGCAGCAGUUCGCUUCCAAGGUCCAGACCAUUGCCGGUCGCGAGACACUUUAUCUUUGCAUGAUCGAAUACUCUGUUUCAAGCCUUCCAAAAAUUUCAUAUAGUGGUUUCUAUCCAGCAUUGAAAAAAUGGUCUCGAAGCGUGCAAUUUCCAGAACUGCUAACAAAGAAGACUUCUGAGUUUUGGAAUGCAGUAGAUCAGAUGCGGGAAGGCAAAGGGACAUCAGAAGAACAAGUGUUCUCAAGGAAUGAUUCCACAGAACGGCCCGUGCCUGGUGACAAUGAUAUUCUUCUAGCAGCCAACCAAUAUCAGGAUAUCAGGAGUGAUGACGAGUCUACCGAAAGUCCUAUGCAAAUGAUGUCCCAUUUCAGAACCCUAGAUGCAACUCGGUUACGAGGGACUGCAGAAGAUGACAGCAUGCAACGCUCGACAAGAAUGCACGACAGAAACGAAUCCCAUCCCGAAAAAGAAAGGCCACUCGAGGUGGCUUUUGCGGUACCUCCGACGCUCUUGGAUGUCUUCUAUCAGCUCCAUAAAAGUUCAAAAAGCUCUCCGCACUCAGCAAUCAUCACGGUUCCCACUCAAGACCGUGUCGCAUCACUUGUUUUGUCCAUUCCUCGAACCGAGGCGGUGUUAAAGGGCGAUGAGUACAAGUUGCCAGUAAUUUUCAACUCUCGUGAUUUGUCAGAGUGA